GCGGCGGAGGAGCGUGACGUCGCUCCCGGAAAUGAGGAAGCGGCGGCGGCAGCAGCAGCGGUAACAGCAACAAGCAGCUGCCCCCAGUUUCCACGGCUUGCCUGCCUACGGGAGCCGCGAGGGGCCUGGCCCCGGAGAACUCGAAGGGAGACCCGGUGGAAUCCUUCCUCGCCUUUUCCUCCCCGGCAUCGGCGGCGUUGAGGGGAAGCAAUGCGGCUCCGCUGGCGAGGCGCGAUCGUCCCGCCUCAGUGCCCCUCUCCUCUCCCCACCGCCUAGGGGCGCCCACAAAGCCCCCCCCUCCUUCUAAAGUCAAGGAUGAGGCUGGCCCAGCCCCCCCGCCGGUGCCCAGCUCUGAAAGAAUACUGAUGGUGGAAUUGCUGCCUUUAUAUUGUAAAAAUCUACAAUAAAGUGGGGAUGUCAAGAGCUGCCACUCCACCGCCACCUGGAGAGAUGUCCAGUGGGCCUAUAGCUGAAAGCUGGUGUUAUACGCAGGUAAACUACAUAUCUUGCGUUAAAGUUGUAAAAUUUUCUUAUAUGUGGACCAUUAAUAACUUCAGUUUCUGCCGAGAAGAAAUGGGUGAAGUUUUAAAGAGUUCUACUUUUUCAUCAGGGCCAAAUGACAAAAUGAAAUGGUGCCUGAGAGUAAACCCUAAAGGGUUAGAUGACGAAAGCAAGGAUUACCUUUCAUUAUAUUUACUUUUAGUUAGUUGUCCAAAAAGCGAAGUGAGAGCAAAAUUUAAAUUUUCUCUCUUGAAUGCAAAAAGAGAGGAAACAAAAGCAAUGGAAAGCCAAAGAGCAUAUCGAUUUGUUCAAGGCAAAGACUGGGGCUUUAAAAAAUUCAUUCGAAGAGACUUUUUACUUGAUGAAGCUAAUGGUCUUUUACCAGAUGAUAAGCUUACAUUGUUUUGUGAGGUGAGUGUGGUCCAAGAUUCAGUGAAUAUAUCAGGACAGUCGAGUACAAACACAUUAAAAGUACCUGAAUGUCGACUAUCAGAAGAUUUAGGAAAUCUCUGGGAGACAACAAGAUUUACAGAUUGCAGUUUUAAUGUAGGAGGGCAAGAAUUCAAAGCUCAUAAAUCUGUUCUUGCAGCUCGUUCUCCUGUUUUUAAUGCAAUGUUUGAACAUGAAAUGGAGGAAAGCAAAAAGAAUCGUGUAGAAAUAAGUGAUGUAGACCCUGAAGUUUUUAAAGAGAUGAUGAGAUUCAUUUAUACGGGAAAAGCUCCAAACCUUGAUAAAAUGGCUGACAGUUUGUUGGCAGCAGCAGACAAAUAUGCACUGGAACGGCUGAAGAUCAUGUGUGAGGAAGCUCUGUGUAGUAACCUCUCAGUAGAAAAUGUUGCAGAGAUUCUGAUUCUCGCAGAUUUGCACAGUGCAGAACAGUUGAAAGCACAAGCAAUAGACUUUAUUAACAGGUGCAGUGUUCUUAGGCAACUUGGUUGUAAAGAUGGGAAAAACUGGAACAGCAACCAAGCAACAGACAUAAUGGAAACAGCAGGCUGGAAGUCGAUGAUUCACUCCCAUCCCCACUUAGUAGCCGAGGCCUUCCGAGCUCUUGCGUCUGCACAGUGUCCACAGUUUGGCAUUCCACGCAAACGACUAAAACAGUCAUGAAAUCUUCCAUGAACUAUAGAAAAUUAAUGACUCCUCAUCCCUGUCCGGAGGGGUUCUUUUUAACAAAACAUCUGUCCGAAUUUGUUACCCUUGUCCACUGAACAGAACCUGAAAGCUUUUGAGAAUGGAUAAUAUAUUGUUUAAUUAUCAGCUUUAAAUUAGACUGAUAACUCUCCAGUUCACUGAAAGGCCUUAACGUCAACUACUCUAGUUCAUUUGUGAUUUCCUUGGUUUUCUCUUCUUCUUAAAUUGUGCCUCGUCUUUUUGACUCGGCUAUGUAGGAUUGCACUAGCUCCAUAACGCAGUAAUGCUGAUAAAUGAAGACUGCUCUUGAAAGGGAUCUUCCUACUCUUCCUUCCUUCCUUCCUUCCUUCCUUCCUUCCUUCCUUCCUUCCUUCCUUCCUUCCUUCCUUCCUUCUUCCUUUCUCCAUUUCUUCCCUCAAUCUCAUAAUGAAGAUUAUCAUUUGGUCUUGUGGUAACUGGAAGGUUUCAGCUAGCCUCUCAUUGAAGCACUUGAACUGAAGGCCCGCAAGCACUCCAGUCCAAGGACUGUGCUUUGAGUGCUGUCUUUGAAGAGUACUGUCAGGCAUGCUGUGGCAAUAUACUACUCUAAAUAUAAUUUAUUUUCCAUUGGUUCAGGUGAGUGAGGGAUAUAUGCAAUGUCUUGACCCAGAAAUGUAUUUUUGGGAGAAUUUGCAAAUGCUUACUGUGUGAGUGGGUCCAUCGAGUGGGUUGAAAGGAGCACACAGCGACCCUUUUGGCCUGUGUUUACUUUAUGAUCCAUGGGUGUUUUGCAUUGGACUGAACCUGAGUGAAAACUAGUAUGGGGAGAGGAUAAGUGAAAUGUGCUGGGAAUAAAUAGUGGUUUCUCAAAUGGAAUACGUGGAAGGUCAAGGACGCAUAAGAA
This is a messenger RNA of Anolis sagrei ordinatus, 2518 nucleotides long. RefSeq names its product speckle type BTB/POZ protein like (gene SPOPL). Lineage: Eukaryota; Metazoa; Chordata; Lepidosauria; Squamata; Anolidae. Gene Ontology annotation, biological process: regulation of proteolysis; proteasome-mediated ubiquitin-dependent protein catabolic process. The record is from RefSeq and is a predicted model, not a curated record. Gene Ontology annotation, molecular function: ubiquitin protein ligase binding. Gene Ontology annotation, cellular component: nucleus; cytoplasm.